AGGCCUCGGUAGAAGCCAAAUCGCUUGGUGCCGGAUGCGGCACGUCGUGGGAUAUUGCUUUACUGCCUGCAGCGGAGUGCUGCUUGGUGCCUUUCUGGCGCACGGUGGCUGGAGCUUCGCGCAGCUGCAGAAGCCGCAGACACUGCCGCCAUUGCAGCAGCCGCAGCUACAGCAGCAACCACAGCUACAGCAGCAACCACAGCUGCAGCAGCAACCGCAGCUGCAGCAGCAGCCGCAGCUACAGCAGCAACCACAGCUGCAGCAGCAACCGCAGCUGCAGCAGCAACCGCAGCUGCAGCAGCAACCGCAGCUGCAGAAGCAACCGCAGCUACAGCAGCCGCCGCAGCUACAGCAGCAGAAGCAGCAGCAACCGCAGCUGGAGCACCCGCCUGAGCCACCGCAGCUACAGCAGCAGCAACAGCAGUCACAGAAGCAGCAGCCACCAAAGCUCGCUGAACACCAGGAGCAGGUGGCAUCGCCAGUGGUGCUGAAUUUCAGCGCGUCGCCAGAACAGGCGCAGGGUCAGCUCUACGUGGACGGCCAGUUCCUGAAGCGCCGCAGCCGCGCGGUGACGCUGGACCUGCCAGCCGCGGUGACCUGCAAUCCGUUGGAGCACGUCCUGGUGAUCAACCUGGAAGGCCCUGGCGGACAAGCCAGACGAGACCACAUCAACCGGGAGUUCCGGAAAGCAGGCCUGGAGGGGCGCUUCCUCUUUUGGCCUGCGGUGGACUUCAAUACGGACCAGCAGCUGGCCAAGGAGAUGGGCAUGAAGCAGUGCCCCUGCGAUCCCAAAAAGGGAUGCGGGCUUAGCCACCGGCGCAUUUACGAGAUGAUGAUGGCAGAAAAGUGGCCGUGCGCAACGAUCUUCGAAGAUGAUGUGACCUUAGCGGCCAACUUCUCCACAAGGCUUGCCGCCCUCAAGGACAGCAUUCCCCCCUUCGACGUGAUUUUACUGGGCUACUGCCCCGGCGGUUCGAAGCCGCGGCGCGGGCCAAAGGACCAGUCCUCUAUCCCCACGCUGAAGUACGGGUGGCCGGGCGCCUGUGUCCACGCUUACGUGGUGAGCCUUCAGGGGGCGAAGGCCUUGACCUUGGCCAACACGCCCGUGAAGGUGCCCCCAGACGGUGCCAUGGACGGGAUGCACCACUGGGGGAAUCGGCUCCGCCUCCACAUCGACCGAAAGCCUGGGGUCUUGACCGGCUCCUACUGGUACAUCGAUCCCCAGAUGGCAUGGCAGGGAGUUGAGGCGGACAACUUGGAGGGUGGCGUCUAAGGCAAGUAUCAUAGCGUUUCACCAUCAACGUAGCUCAUCCAUUUGCAAGCCAGCAGC
Messenger RNA from Effrenium voratum, 1330 nucleotides. The record is from the annotation of a GenBank genome assembly. Lineage: Eukaryota; Dinophyceae; Suessiales; Symbiodiniaceae.